Pelmatolapia mariae (spotted tilapia) is the source of this 1263-nucleotide messenger RNA. RefSeq lists its product as uncharacterized. Bases 1 to 1263 code for a protein of 420 amino acids. The record is from RefSeq and is a predicted model, not a curated record. NCBI's taxonomy places the organism in Eukaryota, Metazoa, Chordata, Actinopteri, Cichliformes, Cichlidae. Gene Ontology annotation, biological process: response to bacterium. The transcript is spliced from 5 exons.
AUGGAUGAGGUGAUGGGACAGAUGCCUUCCAUUAAGCCUCUUUUCCUAAUUUCCUCUCUCCCUGAGGACACUCCAGGGCCAAGCACAGCAGUGGGUGACCAAAACGACAGCGAUGACGAAGGGGCUCAGCCACCUAUGACAGGGAGAAAGAGGAAAAGGGAUGAUGAGCUGCUAGACCUCAUCAGAGAGGACAUGAGGCAGCAAAGAGAGGCUGAGGAGAGGAGAGCAGGGAGAGGAUGGACAGACUGCUUUGUAAUAUUCUACAUUCUAACUAUUACUGUUUGUCUCUUUUCUUUAGCUGUGACUGAAAUGAAUGAGGUUCCUCAGCAGAUCUCUUUAACUGUGGCGAAACUUGGAGAUAAUGUGACUCUGACAUGUGACCUCUUUGAACGAGGGUUGUUUUACUGGUAUAAGCUGAAUUAUGGAUAUAUGGUUCAAACAGUUGCUAACGGAAAUUUUGACAAAAUAUUAUUUCAAAUUAACAACUCAAGAUUCAGUGCCACAAAAGUGGGUAAUGUGCUUUCUCUUACCAUAAGAAAUGUAAGCAAAGAAGAUGAAGCAACAUACUUCUGUCAAGCAGGAUCAUCAUUCAGUAUGAGAUUUAAAAAUGGCACAAUUUUGGCAGUGAAUGAUCCUAAAACCCAGCAUAAAUUUUUCACAGUAAAACAAACUCCAGAUGUGAAUUCAGUCCAUCUGGGUGAUACAAUGACUCUGCAGUGUUCACUCCUCUCUGAGAACAAAAAUGACACAGAUCAGUGUCCAGAUGAAGACAAAGUGUACUGGUUUAAAGGUGCAUCAGAAUCCCAUCCAGGCAUCAUUUACCACGGCAGUAUAAGAAAUAAAGAGGACGAGAGAUGUGACUACAGUCUGUCCAAAACGAUAACAAACUCAUCUGAUGCUGGGACGUACUACUGUGCGGUGGUCACGUGUGGAGAGAUCCUGUUUGGUAAAGGAACAAAAGUGGAGAUAGAGGAGUUCCCUCUCAUUGCUCUGCUUGGUGCACUGCUGACCUGCUCUGUGCUUAUGAAUUUUGCACUGAUUCUCACCAGAAAAAAAAUCCAACCUCGUAAACACCGCGAAGAUCACAGUGUGCCAGACCUCGUGGACGAUUGGCUGCCUGGAGAUCCCAUGACCACUCCAAGACCAAUUGACUGGCUGAUUGUCUGCACCUGGGAGUAUAAAAGGCUGAAGAUCCUUCACACUAGGGGGAACUGUUGCUCUGAAGUGAACAUGCAGUGUCCUCCUCGUCUGCUUUGCAUGUGA